Messenger RNA from Saprolegnia parasitica CBS 223.65, 2436 nucleotides. RefSeq lists its product as hypothetical. Bases 1 to 2436 code for a protein of 811 amino acids. Lineage: Eukaryota; Oomycota; Saprolegniomycetes; Saprolegniales; Saprolegniaceae. The record is from RefSeq and is a predicted model, not a curated record. The transcript is spliced from 5 exons.
AUGCGCCAGGUCCAUGUAGCUCUCCAUGACGACGACGGCCGCCGCACCGCCGCGUACAAGGGCUGGGUACCAGACGAGUACGUAGCGCGCAACCUCGUCGUUCAAGUACUUCUGUACUGGAACCUCUUGGGCACGACCGACUUGGCGGCGUGCUCGCUGCUGCCAGUGGCGCCCAACGUGCCGCCGGCGCCGAUUCCUCUGACGACACCGCUGGCGCAAAUCCCGACGUCCUGCUAUUGCCUCGUCGUCGCGCCCGUGCUGGCCAUGUCCCGGCGCGUGGCGUCGUCCGAAGCCGACGACGAACGGCGCGUCCGCAUGCUCUUCCGCAUUCAUGCGCUCCAGAACCCAUGGGGGCGGGACGGCACGUCAAUCAAUUGGCAGCAGUUCAAGGCCAUGACGCGCUCGAUCGCACCGACGCCCGGGCGGCAGACCCAGUGGGACACGGCGCAGAUGGUCGCGUUCAAAACGCACGCUCUCCGCGGCGUCGGCCUCGACCUCGACCGGUUCCUGCACGCGUGGGCCUACCUCGGGCAGCACUACCCGCGCUUUGCUUUCCAGCCGUGCACGUCGCUGCAGCAAGUGUAUUCGCUCAUCGCCAACAACAUGGGGCGGCCCAAGCUCGACAGCAUCUUGGACCAGUGCGACGACCAGGCGUGGCUGCUUCGGCUCCACGCUGUGCGCAAGCUACUGCAGCGGUACGCCAAAGCCCUCCACUACCUCAUCUCUGCCUUCGUGCCCACAAUGGAGUCGCCCAUCGACUUUGCGGCGCUUCAGGCGUUCUGGGCGGCGCUCCGCUUUGGCCAGCACUUUUUCGUCACGAGCGAAGAGGUGGCGGCGGCCUUUACGGUCGUCGCUGCUUCGUCCACGGCCAUGCCCGUCGCCGAUAGCGUACGUACCUUGCUGCACUUGGUGCUACUGGCAUUGCCGCGGCUCUUGCCCGCGACGCUGCCGCUGGCCUCCAAAGUGAGCAUGACAACCGCCCACAAGGACCUCGUCCGCACGCAAACGCUUGACGAGGCGUAUCCGGCCGUCGUCGUCAAGCUGCUCGUACAGCAUCUCGUCGAUCGGUUGACGCCAGCCAACAUUGCCGCGCUCUCGCAACGCGUCCACCACGCCAUGGCCUUUCGCCGAGGGUCCCAUGCGCUGCACCGCGCCUUCUUGUGCAUGUGCCAGGCGGACGGCGACUGCGACUACAUGGAAGAGGCGCGCCGGAGCUGGCUCCUGGAACGACAAACGAGCCAGCAUGCGCUGGUCGAGAAGGCAGCGACUCUUCUGCAUAGUGACGAUGCAUGCGAGAACCCUGCUGUUGACGCGCCGACCGCCGACUCGCUGGCGAUGGCCGACGACUUGUACGCCAACAUGCUUCCGCAGCUGGCCCGGGACGACGUCGACGCUGCUGUCGAGGCGUGGGCGGCGGCCACCGAGCUCUACGACGCGGCACUCACACGCGCAACGGCCAACGGCAUGGACGAGAUGCACGCGUCGCUUCUCUUCCGCUUUGGCGCCUCGCUGUCCGUGACGGCGUUUCAAAUCGCCAAAGCCCAUCCAUCGAGAGCAAGCUUGGCACUAGAGAUUGCACACAUGGCCUCCGCCAAACUCCAUGCCUACUGGGCGUAUCUCUGUCUCAAGUCACCCGACGACGACGACAAGGACGAUGACCAAGACUGGAUCUACCGCUGUGUGCUCGAAUGGGCCAACGCCCUCGCGCUCACGGGCGACCUUCUCGUUUCGACCGCGCCGGACGCCGCCCUUGCAGCGCGCUUGGCGUCGGCGCAAUCCGACCUCGGCGAGACGAUCGAGCUCUGGAGCGUUCCCGACGACGCGUCUCGGGCCGUGGUCUAUUACGAAGCCUGUCGACGCUACGAACUGGCGCUGACGAUGCGUCCGUCCGCGAUCGUGCACGAUAGCUACGCCCAUGCCAAGAUGCAACUCGUGCUGGCAUUGCCGCUAGGAUGCCUUGCCAGCCGCUGGAUGGUGCCCGAUUUGAUAGACCAGCGCCAAUUGUACCAACAACCCAUGACCAGCGACCUCGAGGCGCUUGCCUUUGUGACGGAGGCCUUCAGCAUUGAGAGCCCGUCGUCGGCUGGUGGCGGUUUGGAACCCCUGUACGUGGUUGUCGUCGACUGGAUUGUUGCGACGUAUGGCGGAGAGUGUCGCGGUCUCUCGCAGUCGAACGUCAACACGGUUAACGGACUCUGCGGCUGCCCGCCCGUGACUGCGAGUACGAUGCACUGGCUCUGCGAGACGUUCAAUGACACGCCGUCGUCGACAUCGCUCUCGUCGACCGGGUUUCAAAAGUACUUGGCCUUUCUAGCGACCGCCAGUCCACAGCAGUUCACCUCGACGAUGCGACUCCUCGCGUCCCACUACCAGCACCACAAGGCGCCUCUGGUGCGCUUCCAGUCGUUUGGCCACGAGAACCUUACGUGUGCGUAG